AUGCCUUUCUCCUCUUCCUUGCAGCUUUGCACCGAGACACAUCCGUCAGCGGUCGCCACGGAAGCAUGUCUCGCAAGUAGUGAAGUACCAGAAAAACCACCAAAUUCUUCCGUGUGGUCGGAUUGUGACUGCGCGGCAAGGCUUAGAAACGAGAGCAGGAUCUGUGUUCCUGGAUCUCUGUCAUUGGUACAUGUACGAUCCUUGCGUCAAGAGCUGGCUGUAUGUGUCAAGACAAUGUUCCAGAUGGGCUUUUCGUCACGAAAAAGGACACCCGAAGACGGGAAUUGCAGUUUUUUCCAGCUGCUGGUGAACGUUCCCGAUGCCCAUAGAUAA
Molecule: messenger RNA, 333 nt
Organism: Fusarium graminearum PH-1
Lineage: Eukaryota; Fungi; Ascomycota; Sordariomycetes; Hypocreales; Nectriaceae
Exons: 1
Coding region: 1-333 (110 amino acids)
Source: RefSeq, a predicted model, not a curated record